UACGUUUUCUGUGGUGAUACCUGGCAGUGUGUUGUGUGUAUAUAUAGGGGAUGAGAGUAUAUUGUAUGUACUGUUACUGAUGGUCGACGGUACAGCUUAUACGAUGAUGGUUUUCAUAACUCUGCUUCUUGUUGGCCUGGUGACGGCGGCCCCAGCUGAAGAAGGAAGUUCCUCGCAUCUUUCAAGACCUUCACUGGCCCAAGACCCCACCAGUGGGACGAUUGGAGACCAGCGUCUUGAAGCCGCUCCGAUCAGUGGUGUUAGAAACCCAGAUGGGCAUUUAAUCAUCCGUCAGCCUUCUUCAGUCUUGAGCCUGCAGGGUAGCGAGGCCUUUGGAUCUUCAAGUGACCACCGUCCUCAAGCGUCAGCAGCUGACGAACGGGGAAACCAGAAUGACCAUUUCCGUCAGCAAGAAGACACAGUUUUCCAAGCGAGAGUACAGAGAAGCGCAGAUACUAGCUUAGGAUCCACUAGCGACCACCGUCCACUAGCAUCACCUGGAGACGAAGCUGGAAAUCAAGAUGGCCAGUUGAACAUUAGUGAACAUUCUCCCGUUAACACGAGACUGCAAGGCAGCGGAGGCACUGCCUUCGGAUCUACUAGCGACCAAAGGCCACUGCUGUCAGUAGCUGGCGGACACGGAAACCAAGACAGCCAGUUGAAUAUCAGGGACCAUUUUGCCAACAACCCACACAGGCAUGAGAACCGGGACGCUAUCCUGGGCUCAGCAAGUGACCAUCGUCCUGUGAUAGUCCCAGUAGUUAGCCACUCAGACUCUGAGCGACAAUUAUCUGGAUCCAAUUAUCCGGUCGUGCAAGUGUCAGGCCUCAACAUCCGUACUGACAUUGAAAACGCCACUACUCUUGACCCCACUGACACCACCACUAUCGAAGCUGCCACCACCACUACCGAAGCUGCCACUGCCACCGACGCCACGGCCGUCAAACCCACCACCUCCACCGCCACUCAAGGAGCUUUGAGCUUCCUAAGCUCCCUCUUCAGCGGCGGGUUAAGUCACUCACGAGUCAACAGGGAUACCUGGCGGACAGUGUAUACCGUCUCCCAACACGAUGACCAUCUCUCCAACAACAGUCAGGUCACCACAAAUGCUGCAGACGCAUCCACAACCGAUACGCCGACUACAGUAACUGUGUCUUCCACUGAGAUACCAACACCACUGCAGUAACUGUCUCCACCACCACUCACGUCCCCUAGGCCUACUGAAUUUGCUGUGUGCACCAACACAGCCUUGUUCAGUAGCCUGUGUCUGGGUGUUCAUGCCAGUACUUGGAUCUAUAAGCAAGUCUUUCGAGUACUCAUUAUCUAAAUCUACUAAGUUUUUUUAUAAUAUGUUAAGUUUGUUAUGAAUAAAGAUAAAAUGCAAUAUAAA
This is a messenger RNA of Cherax quadricarinatus, 1390 nucleotides long. RefSeq names its product serine-rich adhesin for platelets. The record is from RefSeq and is a predicted model, not a curated record. Lineage: Eukaryota; Metazoa; Arthropoda; Malacostraca; Decapoda; Parastacidae.